UAAAUGAAAAUAAACAUUGGUUGUAAAUGUUCCAAAAGCAUAUAAUUAAAAGUAAUUUAUAAACCAUCAAAAUGAGCGCUCAUUCAUCUGUUGUUCGAGUAGCAACAUCUCCAGCAGGGGUGAUUGUAGAAAAUCAACCAUGGUAUCUUCCACACGAAUUACAAAAACGCUUUAUGUCCUUAGUACUGUCUUUAUUUGCAAUUGGUCCAGUUACAGCAGCUCUACUAUUAUGUAAAAUGUUACUAACAGAUAAAUGGAAAGAUAAUCUUAUGAAAAACAAAUGGUAUAUCUUGCUGGCUAUUUUAACUGGGUUUGUUUGUUUUACUACAUUCAUUUUGGAAAUGAUUAAUCAUGAUGUAAAAAUCCAUAAUCCAUACUCGUUGCUCGCUUUCAUCGCAAGGACUUUUGUGUUUGUGGCGUUUUCAGUUCUUCUUGUUAAAGCCCAUACCAAAAUAGCUGGAAUAAUCGCAGCUUUAAUUUUGUUGCUAGUUGGAAUUCUAGUGUCCUUAAUAGCUAUAAACUAUAUUAAUUGGAUAUUUCGAAAAUUUAUAUGGGUAAUUGCUGUACUCGCCAUCGCUUCCGUAACAAUGUUUCUUUCUGCGACUGUAUGGUAUCUCGUCUGGGACGAACUAGUUACAGUUCUUAUAGCCCUUACAGUAGCAUUUGUCGUUUUGUGUUAUAUUUUAAUUCGGUUAUUUUUCCUUAUCAACGGUAGUGUUUAUGAUUUGGAAUCAGACAUGGGUACUUAUGGCAGGAAUUUACUCUACAUUUAA
Molecule: messenger RNA, 773 nt
Organism: Chrysoperla carnea
Lineage: Eukaryota; Metazoa; Arthropoda; Insecta; Neuroptera; Chrysopidae
Exons: 7
Coding region: 72-773 (233 amino acids)
Source: RefSeq, a predicted model, not a curated record